Molecule: messenger RNA, 34968 nt
Organism: Paramuricea clavata
Lineage: Eukaryota; Metazoa; Cnidaria; Anthozoa; Malacalcyonacea; Plexauridae
Source: the annotation of a GenBank genome assembly
AUGUUACACUGUAGUAGGUUGCUACCGUGGGAGGUCGUUGUCAAACAUGUUGACGAGGUUGUGCUACGAAUGCAGUUUUCUGGGUACACCAAGAAGUUCAGGUACGAGGUUGUUGAUUCAGCCCUUAAAGCAUAUAGAGCGAUAUAGAGGAAGGGGUUAGAGGCGGAUGUAUCGACCCAAGGAUUGGAACAGAGAAGAGCGGGAGCAGGAGAGAGCCAGAAAGAAAGUAAAUUGUACAAGAAGAACGGUAGUGAGUCGGUAUUGUGCCGGCCACUCGAGGGAUGGGGAUGAAGGAAUCUCGUUGAGUACAUGAAGUACUCGCUUAUUUUUCAAUAUGGCGUCAAACUGAAGAGGACGUUUAUUUUUAAAAUUACUUCGCCAAUGAACUCUUCAAAGCCUAAUUCCACGACGAGCGAAAUGCGAAAAAUUUCGCACGAAAAGGUUCAACGCAUGCGCAACAUGAUUUUGGAAUGUUUCUCUGCGAAAUAUUUCUCUUCGCCGGGUAGUUGAAUUCGUUUCUACUCCGUUGCGAAAUGGAAAUAGCGAAGCCAAUCAAAUGCUUGUGUUUUGGAUGAAAAAAUAGCGAAGCAAAUCAAAUGCUUGUGUUUUGACGAAUUUUUUCUCUACUGUGGAAAUCACUACACGGGAGAAAAUUUUCGCUCAAGUGUGUUUUCGCGCGACAUUUUUCGCAUUUCGCUCGUCGUGGAAUUAGGCCUUUAGAUGGGUCGUUUUUUAAGCCAUUUAAAACAUUCGCAGUCGUGCUUCACCGAACCUGCGAGUCCGGUGCAGCCUCUAACCAACUGAGCUACAGAGUCCAGCUGUGGUGCUCUAACGACAGAUUCAUGUUCAUAAAGCCUGGCGCACACGAUGCGAUUUUAGUCGGCCAAUAAAAAUCGUUUGACAUACCGAUAUACAUCGGUAUACUCCGCACACGAUUACGAAAAAAAUACGCUCCCUAACUGUAGCCGCCAUGUUGCCAAAUGAAAUCUGAUUGGUUAUACUUAAAAUAAUAUCAAAACGUUUUGAUGUUGUCCGAUUAAAAUCGAGCAACAAGAAUCGGUUAAAAAUGACACCGCACACACAACGAUUUUGUUAGUUUUAGUCAAACGAUUUUUAUCGGCCGACUAACAUCGCAUCGUGUGCGCCAGGCUUAAGGUGAUCCGAUUGUAAGAUAUGGGUAAAUAUCAGGACUUUUGGGCUCUGAUUCGAUUGAACUAAUGUUGAACGGUUUUGUUUAGAUGGAUUUCAUAGUAAAAAAAUUCAUAUUGUUCAAUGUUGCAAAUUAGAUUCCCUUUGUUUUUGGUUACUAAAAGUAAUCUAAUGGUAUCUCCGACAACGUUUGGUCAACGUUUUUACCUUUGACGGUGAAAACGUUAUUAAAGAGAGGUCUUUUACUAUAAAAUAUGUUACAUUUCUUCUUACAAUGACCAAAUAGUACACAUACCAAAAUCAUGCAUAUUUGCCCGAUGCGAAGGUAUGUUGUGCAUCCUGUGUAUUUCGUAUAUUUGCAAAUACCGCGAGAGCUCUGUGAACGCGCAUCAUGCAAGUUGAUUUCCAAGAUUCAAAAGAACUCUUAAAUUUAUAUAUUAAACUCUAUUACCGAUUUGUCAUAUCUUGCUUAGUUCUCGAAAUAUUUAGACCAAAAUUAUAAUAAGCUGUCCCGCCAUCUUGGACUGAUUCUUGACCUCAUUAACUAUGGUUUUGAUGACGUCAGAACAUUUAUUACGACUUAUAAAAACAAUUCAAUGAAUUUUGUUAACAAUUAAGCACAGCCAAUGCCCAGCAGCUGUAUGAAUAAUUGUUUAAGUCCUGUUAAAUGUAAUUUGACCACCGUGUUGUGAAAGAAAUUAUUUGCCCUGUAGUGUAGGUCGAAGAAAAGCUGUUGCAAUCCUGCGUAAACGCGGAAAAUACGAAUUAUGUAUACGUUAUAAUUUUAUAAUAAAAGUUCGCACCCAAAGUCAUUUAGAGGCCUGUAAGAGUUUGAAAAGUUGGUCAAAAUGGAAAAUGUUUUGUCAAAAUAGUUGGUCACUUGUUGAUUUUUCAAAUUGGUUUACAUUAGUAAUAACAAUUGUAGUACUGGAACUAGUAUAAUAGUGCUCAAAAGCGCAAAGAAAAUGAAGUAUUUUGACUCGUGCGAACUUGUAAGAAACCACCUCACAAGCAUUCAGUUUUCCAUCACGAAUUUGAUGUAGUCAUGCAGCCCUUUUAAGAAAUGGUGAAAAUGUUCGCCAAAACUUGGUCAAAAUAUCAGGACAAACCUCCCCAUUAUAAUGCCUUCGCGACGUCCCUGCAGCUAAACAAACUCUACAUGCUUCAACUUUAUUUCUUUAGAUACGAAGUUCCAGAGAGACAUAGCGAUGAUACGAUUAAUGUCCCUGUGUAUUUACGAGAGAAAAAGUAAGUGCCGUUACAUACUAUAAGAGAUUUCAUAGACCAACUCCGGUAACAAUGUCUUUUUCCAUUGGAUUAACAUUACCAACAGCCAAAUCCACUUAACAAAAUGUCAAGGAUCACUAGUAAUUGUACUUUGCGUAAUAUAUAUACUUCACAGUCGACGAACCGUUCCUUUUCUUAUAUCUGGGGGAAGGGGGUGGAAUUAAGUGUCCCUUCAUCCCAUAUUUAUCCCAGUGCCCCACCCCCCUAGAACCUCUUCCCUCUUACUAAAAUCUUUCAACAGUAUAUGUAACCGUAAAAAAAGCUUGUUUUGUCGUGAAAACACUUUUUGACAAUUUCCUGACUUUUUAAAACAGAUAGAUAAACAAGUCCUACUGUGGACAGGGGCGUAGGAACAGGGGUGCAGGCCCCCCAAGUUUUGCGAAGUGCCCUUUUUCCGGGAGUAAAGUGCCCUUUUCUUGCGUGAAAAAUGUCAUUAAGAUUGCAAUUUUUGCCCAAAGGCCACUUUUGAAAACUUGAAUCUAUGUUAUUCCCGGAAAAUUUUUUUCAUUUACAGGAAAAAUAUCAUCUAUCCGGAAAAUUUUUUGGUAUAUCCGGAAAAUUUUUUUCAUAUUUAGGAAAAAAUGUGGUGUAUCCGGAAUUUUUGAUAUGACCCCUCCCCGUCGCCAACAUUUCCGGGAAAAAAUUUUAGAUGCCCUUUUUUAUUCGAAAAGUGCCCCUCAAAGCCUGCCCCUCCCCCCCCCAACUUUUAGAAGCUUCCUACGCCCCUGUAGAUAUGUUGCCCACAAUUUCUCUAGAAUCAGAAAUAAGUCUACAGCACCUUUAUUUCUCUAAUUAUUCGUCUCUAAUUAAAUGCGUAUGUGAACGUGUUUAUACAGUAAAUAUCAGGAUUUUGGGCAUGUGCACUCGAUAUAACUAAUUGUUGAAUGGAUUUGUAGAUGGAAAUUUCAAGUGUGAAUUUUGUACAAUUAUUAGAUCUAACCAGGAGGAGCAGUUGCAAAAAAUACAACUAUAUCGGCCCUCUGGUAGGAAUCAAACCUGCGACCCUGCGAUUCCGGUGCAGUGCUCCAACCAACUGAGUUACAGAGGCCAGUUGUCGAGCUCUAACCACAAGUUCAUGUUUGCUCCUGCUUAGGUCUAGUAAAUGUAUAAAAUUCACAGUCUAAAUUCCCAUCUGCAGUACAAACCCUACAAUGGUUUAUAUAAUAACGUUAAGAAUUCAAGCGCUUUCAUUGGUCGAGAGCCAUGAUCUAUUAGAGGAUAGACGCACGGAAUGGACCAUUUGCAUUAUAGACUAAAUUUUGAUCUAGUCAAAAAUUUCAUUUCACAGCUUGAAAGGGCAUCACAAAAUUAGUAGUAUUCCAAAGUUUCGUUGCGAAAUGUUGUAAAAUGCGGAUAAUAUAGCCUUGCGAAGUUUGCCGUUUUUCAGUCAUUUUGUAUUACGCACGCGAAAUUGACAGCCCAGUCGGGUGUUGGGGCAUCAAUUUCCCGUUUGUAAUCUAAAAUGACUGAAAAUUGCAAAUUUCGCAAGGCGGCUAUUAUCCGCAUUUUACAACAUUUCGUCACGAAACUUUGGAAUAUUACUAAUUUUGUGAUGCUCUUUCAAGUUGUGAUGAAAUUUUUGUCUAGACUUGUUUAGAUCAAAAUUUAGUCUAUAAUGCAAAUGCCAUUACGUCACACAAAAUUCUUUGUUAUGUGCAGCCAAUCACAACACAGCACGUGACUAAAGGUAGUCAAUAGCAUUCCAUUAUUUGUAUAGAUCAUGCACGCGUGAUAUUUGUAAAUCUCGAUUUUUUUUCAAAUUUCCAAAUGUUUGGGUAAAUAAAAAGUAAGCUAUAUUUAUAUAAAACAAAUAGAUAAGAUUUUGCCGUUGUCUGUGACUCUGUUCAGUUAUAUAGAUACACAGUAUGACGUCAUAAUGGGGGAAGAACAAAAAAGUGACCACGAGCCGCCGAGGCUAUAACUGAACAGACAACGACAAAAUCUUAUCUAUUUGUUAAUUGUUUAUCUGAGAAUGUUCAACAUCGGCUGAAAUGGGUCUUAACAGCAAAAAUGUUAUCUUUCAGAUAUGGUGGUUAUUCUACUACCUCGAACUUGUUUGGCACUCCGUUGUUUGUAAACGUCACUCCAGAUUCAACGACGUAUCAAGAACUGUAUGACGCUGUGCUUCAUAAAAUGAGGUAAUUAUACUGAUCAUGUUGAAUUGGUGAUAUGAAUUCAUUGCGGUAUCUUAUUAUAUAAAAUAGUCGGGUAAUAUCUCAGCCUGAAAAAUUCGAAAGUAGAAUUUUUUAGUAAAGUUUCAAAUUUAUAGGACCCUACUCAAAAUUUUGAGGAAAUAUUUAUUUUGAGUAAUGAUUUACUUCAUAAAUUUGGGUAAGUUUGAGUCAUUAUGGGUGCAUUGUUUUACUCAAGUUUUUGAGAAGAAUUUUUUUGCAAUGUAGAGUUUUAAAUUUAAAACAAGACGCGAUCCCAGGCGUUCACCGCUCUGGCCUCAAAAUGCAACGUGUGCAAACAACAGCAAAUUCGUCUCCUUUUCAGGAUGGGUUAUGUUUGUCAUUUUCGAACAUCCCCCCCCCCCCAAUUUAUUAAGUUCAAUUUUCAAAAUUUAUGAUGUUUUUUUUCCUUUUCGCCCGCCUGAAAAUUCAAGCUUGUUGCUGCGCGAUGAACAAAAGCAUGCCUGUGACGUCACUGAUUACAGUACAUGAUUACUUGUUUUCGUUACAACUACAUCCCACAGCAUCAGUCGGUGCCGGUGGUGGUUUAAUUAUUACCCUAGCCGUAGGACACCCCCCCCCCCCUUUUCUGUCUUUUAGGUUUAUUUUUCCUCGUUUAGAAUAUUUUGAAAGACUUUUAGACAAUUGUUUGUUUGAAACUCAGUUCUCGUCGUAGCUUCGAGGGCACAAUAAAAAUCCUGCCUCGUCAGCAGCCAAUCACAUUGCACGAUUCGCCAAAACAAAUGCUUGCCAUAUAAUAAAAGAAAAUACUACCCAGUAAGCAAUUUUACUGGAAAAACCGAUUUUGAAAUUCUCCUAGAAGUAAGCAAUUUUACUGGAAAAACCGAUUUUGAAAUUCUCUAGAAUUUCAAAAUCGGUUUUUCCAGUAAAAUUGCUUACUGCAUGGGUAGUAUUUUCUUUUAUUAUAUGGCAAGCAUUUGUUUUGGUGGUGAAUCGUGCAAUUUGAUUGGCUGCUGACGAGGCAGGAUUUUUAUUGUGCUCUACGAAGCUGCGAGAGAACUCAGUUUCAAACAAACAAUUGACUUCUAAAAGUCUUUCAAAAUAUUCUAAACGAGGAAAAAUAAACCUAAAAGACAGAAAAGGGAGGCCCUAUCGGCUAGGGUAUAUAAUAAUUAAACCACCGCCGGCACCGACUGAUGCUGUGGGAUGUAGUUGUAACGAAAACAAGUAAUCAUGUACUGUCAUUAAUAUUAACUACGAUCAUUGUUAUAAUAAGUACUAUAUUUAAUUAAUAUAGUAUUUGUAGUAUAUUAUACACUUCAUCCUAUACAAACCUCGCCCACGGCUCUGACCUUGACAUCUGUUUCACAUCAUCCGUGAAAAACAACUUUUAUUGCGUGCAUGUUGUACCAGUAAAUCAUGUUGUAUCAGUUAGUGAAAAUAUAAUUUCGAUAUUGCUUUAUACAAAUGUAUAUUAUAAAGUCGAAUACUAUUUUCUCAUGUCAGUCCCAAAAAAACAAAACACUGUUUGAUUUAAUAUAGCAGAAAAACUAGAACAGUUAUCAUGAUCAAAUAAUGUUUAUUCCAUCCAGAAAGGGCUAUCUUAAAUUUCGAUAUGAUAGAUUUUUAUGCAGUAUUAACUGUGAUAUAUCAAUGUUUUAAAUCGACCAAAGCAUUUUCGAUAGUUUGUUAAUGCGAAGGCCUCACUACCUGUCUUAUGUUUCUUAGAUGUUUCUCAUUUGGUUGUGUUUUAAUUCCCAAAGUUAAGUAAUAUCAACAAAAUUGUAAAGACUCUGGCUUGCGAGGUUGCAACAUUGUAAAUUUAUAUGAGAAAUAAUUUGUAAUUUUAGUUGGCUUCAAUAUAAUCACGAGCAAAUGGCAACUGUACUGAAAUUAGUUUAAUAUAGGCCUUUUAUAUACAUUUUUAACAUUGUCCAAAAUGCUUGUUCGAUUUAAAACAUUGAUAUCUCAGUUAAUACUACAUGAAAAUCUUAAGUUAGCCCUUUCUGGGGGACACGAUAAAAUGUAUUUUAUCAUGAUUGCUGUUCUAGUUUCUCUGCUAUAAUAUUAAAUCAAACAGAGUAUAGUUUGUUUUUUUUUUGGGGGGGGGAGACACCUGGUAGAAAUGUUCACGACUGUUGCCUGAUGUUUGGUUACCGUAUUUACUCGUACGACGCUCUUUAAAUUUUCAGAGCUUCAGAUGCGGCGCUUAAUCGGGGACGGCGCUCUUUAAAAAAAUAAAUUUAAAUGUCUUUGUCACUAGCUAAAUGUCCCCAUGCAUUUUGUCGGCGUAACGUUUUUACACUGUUUACAAGUUUACAAAAUAUCAAUGUCACUGAAGAUGUCACUGAUCAUGAAGAGGUCAUGAUCCGAGUCCAACUGCUGGAUCGUAACCAUUGUUGGAUAUGCCUCCUCGUCAUCAGAAGACGUAUAAUUUCGUCGCAUUGAAAGGGAUUCGAUUAAGCGCCGCAUUUGAAAAAAAUUAGUGCGACGCUCAUUUGGAGGCGGCGCUCUUUAAAAAAAAUUGAUCUCAAAUGCGGCGGUCAUUCGGGGGCGGCGCUCAAUCGAGUAAAUACGGUAUUUAUGUGUGGACACUUUUGAGAGGCAUUUUCUUCAUUGUCGUGUAUUUGCGAUGAAAAGUGUUCACAACCUAAAAACGUUUUGGCGUUCCUCUCAAAAUUACUUUGUUUUAGCUUUAAUUUGUAGUUUACACAGUUCGCAACCUUUUUAAAUGUAUCUGGCGGUUGAGAAACACAAAACAGUAGUUAGGUAUUGUCUUUUUAAAUACAAUUAUCAUCGAUGCUGUAAAAUGGACGCCAUAUUUAUACGGCAAUAUAAUAAGCAAAACUUAGUGAACUUCAGACAUAAUUUUCUCUUUGGCUUCUAAAAUCUCUUAAUUUUAGUAGAAUUUUACAGAUAAAGCAUUAAACAUACCUUCCAAGUUGGAAAACGUCGAGUUGAGAAGUAUCAAAAAAAUUUAAAAAUUGACUGAAGUCCUAACCAAGUGAAAAAGUAUAAAACAUUCUCCUCUUAAUUUAUAAUUAUAUGCAUUGGAAAUCAUUUUUUUUUUCAAAUUGCAGUUGCAAUUUUGUUGCUCGUGUUACUCCACCUUUAAAAACGACGACAAAUACAUUUCUCCUGACCAUUUAGCAUAUUUAUUGAAUGAUUUUACACCAUAAUUUAAUUAAAAUUCUGUCCACCCAAUUUUCUCGAAUUAGUUAACGUGAUUCUUCAGAGUAACUUAUUUGAUUUUUUAAAUCGAGCACAUCAGUGCAUGCGUGGUAAAAGUUUGAAGGGAUGGAAUUUUUACACAUUAGUUAUAUCGAGAGUGAGAUUCCCAAAGUCCCAUCAUAUUUACCCAUACCCCGUACAUUGGCAUCACCUUAAUAUCUCUCUGGGCCGAUAGUUGCAUUAGAUCUAACCAGGAGCAGUGGUGAAAAAUGCAACUAUCGGCCCUCUCGCAGGAAUCGAACCUGCGGCCCUGCGAUUCUGGUGCAGCGCUCUAACCAAGUGAGCUACAGAGAGACAGUUGUCGAGGUCUAACUACAAGUUCAUGUAUAAAUACAGGCUUCGUACGGGUCCUGGAAAACCUGGAAAGUCAUGGAAUUUCAAUAUUAGUCGUGGAAAGUAUCAAUUUUAGUCCUGGAAAGUCAUGGAAAAUUGAAAUUUUACAUAACAUUACGAAGUAUUUUACUUAGUUCGAUUUAUCAGUCAUAACAAUAAUAUGAAUUGCUGUUAUAUAACGGAUUCUUGCAAGGGCGAAGUGAAUUUUGUUCUUUUAUUAUAUCUGUUAUCGUUAAAAUAUUAACGAAUUUCAGAAAUUCCAGACUUCCAGGUCAUGGAUUUUGAAAAAAAUGGUCAUGGAAAAGUCAUGGAAUUUUAAAUGGGAGAAGGUGUACGAACCCUGUAAAUACUAAGGAUUUUGGGAAUCUCAUUCGAUAUACAAAUCCUUUCAACAAUUAGUUUUUUCAAGUAAAAAGCCCAAAAUCCUGCAUGAUGUUAUUAUUAUUAUGUUAAAAGUUUGCCUCUUUGCAUGGAAUCUUCGUCGUCAUGCAUGUAGCAUUUGGUCGUCGUCGUCAUGUUGAUUGUAACUGCUCCGCUCUCUUUAUGGAACGAGACGCUUGGAACGACCUUGUUUCGUCGAGAAAGGCGAUUUCGAAUUUUACGAAAAUAUCUUCUAAAUAUCGGGUAGUUUAUGGAGUAAAUGAAAGGAUCAACGAUGGCAUUUAGCUCCAUGACUACGGCCCACCAGAUAAACGUGCGCAUGAACUGGGUGGAAAUAUGACCCUCUCUGCUUCCAUAUGCACGUGCAACAACCACCAAUGAAACUGUAGAUCCAAGCAAUGUUAAAGUGACGAUAAGUACACGAAUUGCUAAACGAUACUCCUUCGUUGAUGAUCUAGCGUUUGAACCCAAGACUGUACCCUCUAGGCGUUUAAUUUCUUUACUUUUCUCUCUUGCUUGUUUGAAGAUAUAUAUGUUCAUCGCGCAGACGAAUAGGAUCAGCGUGCCAUAAUACACACGGAGUGCGAAAUCCCUGUUUUGGCGUUCUCCCCAGCGCAAGUAUUCGUUGAAAGCGCAUAGAAUAGACGCAAUGAUCCAGGGAACCAGAACUAAACCCUUUGCCUUACUUGUCGUCAUCAAGGCAGGGUAUCUUAGGGAAUUGUACACGGAUAGAAAUCUAUUGAAGGUUAAUAUGAAAAGACUGCCAGCGCUGGACAGCACUACAAAACGGAAUAGGAUCGCUAAGUGUUCAAUGUUUUGACCAUAAGUGUCAGUGGUAUUCAUAAUGUGAACAAAAAUGUUUAUUACAACGCAUGCGACAGCAUCAGCAGUGGCUAAGCUAAGAACGAACCAGACGGAAGGGACAUCGAGCAUUACUCUGUUGUGUAAAAUGACCAAGAUAACUCCAAGGUUCUCCAGAAAGCCAAGAGUCCCGAGCAAACCAUGGCAUAACAGCAUUGCAGUUACUUCAGCACUGGUAAAGGAAUCACCGUCGCUCUCGUUGACAGCCGUAACAUUUCUACCGUUCAAAGUGACAUUCGAAGCCAACCAUGUGUCAUUGAACAUUUUAAGGAAAUAUCAAUACAGAGUAUUAGGAUUCGAUAUUUGCGUUAUAUCAACUAGCCUCUGCCUUGCAUGCAGUAAAGCGCGAGAAUGAGUCAAAACAGCUAGAUGCCACAAAGUUGCAAUUAAGACAUAUAAUUAACUGCAGUAUUGCGACAAUUAGAACCUCCACAAACGAAAUCAGUGCAUUCUUCUUUUAAUUAAGCGUUUUAAAGUGUGUGGGGGGGGGGGGCAAAACAAAGAUUACGGCCCAAUGUGGACUCCCCAGAGUAAGAUUGAGGUCAUUCAGGGUAAGGUUAUGGCCACCAACUAGCCCCCCCCCCCCAUGCCUUGAACGAAAUACCAUGCACCUGCUUUUUGCACAAACAUUGCCUCAGGCUCGGUUUGACAAAAAGAAGUCGCCAUAGCUCACACUCGGUUAAUAAUGCGGAUUGCAUUUAUUUUUGAUAUACAUUAAAUAUUCCCACACGUUUUAUUGAUUAAAAAAAAUUAGAAAGUAUCGAUCUUUAAUUUUCCGUCCGAAACUUUCACGUCCGUGUUUAUAAGAGAGUGGAUAAAAAAAGUAGACAAUUUUGAAACGGCUCUCAAUUUCAUGUUCAUGUCAUGAAAUUUUUGAUAAAUAUAGAUUGUUUGGGCGAAAAUUGUUCGUAAGGAUAAAUUUUCCAGAGCAGGGGGUUCUUUUAAAGUUUAAAACGUAUUUUGAGUUCAUGGGCGAGAAAUGUGUUAUGUGUUUUAUUAAUGGUCCAAAUAUAAAAAAUUUAUUCUAUUUUAAGUCCUUUAAAUAGCAGCUGAAACAUUAACUUUUUUGGCACCAAUGCCUAUAUCACGCAUGCUUAAUUCAUGCGUUUACCUAAUUUGCAUACUGUUAUCGUAAAAAAAAGUAGAAUAACAAUAUGCAAAUAUGGUAUUAUGCAAAUUUAUUUUCAAAUUGUCAAAGAUAGUACGGAAAGUUUAGUAUUUCAUUAUUGUAGCUCUGGCAUGAACUUGUGGUUAGAGCUCGACAACUGUCUCUCUGUAUAGCUCAUGCAGUUGGUUAGAGCGCUGCACCGGAAUCGCAGGGUCGCAGGUUUGAUUCCUGCCUAGCCCGGUAGGACCUGUAGUUGCAUUUUACGCCACUGCUCCUGCAUGGUUAGAUGUAAUAAAUGUAUAAUAAUAGAUUAUUCCAACUAAAGACUCAAUUCUUAUCUAUAGGCAAGAAAAACAAAAUCCAUCACCACAGCUAGAAAGAGCAUGUUAAAAUGAGUAAAAUUGCAAAGUUUGGUUGCGAAAUGUUGUAAAAUGCGGAAAAUGUAGCCGUACGAAAGUCGCAAAUUUUGUAUUUGUAUUACGCGGCACGGGAAAAUGUACUACUUUCUGCCCAAAUGUGGUGCAUUUUCCCGCGCGUAAUACAAAUUAAUACAAAAUUUGCAAAUUUUUUCAGGACUAUAUUUUCCGCAUUUUACAACAUUUCGCGGCCAAACUUUGCAAUUUUACGAAUUUUAGCAUGCUCUUUCUAGCUGUGGUGGUGGAUUUUGUUCUUCUUGCCGAGAUCAAAACUUAGUCUAUAGCUGGAAUUAUCCAUUCACACUAGAAAUUUCCAUGUACAAAACCCUUCUAUAUAUAUAUACAUAUUGGCAGUAGUAUUGCCAAUCACACGUCAACAUGUAUUUAACAUUUGUUUAGUCGUUUUUGUAAAAUAACUGUUUCAAUAACCUGAUCUGAUGACGGGCAGUUUCAAAACGUUGUCAAAAUAGUAAAAUGAUAAACGUUCUGUAAUAUCCUUGAAGAAUUGUGAAAAUUAUUGGAAAAAUUUUAAAAAUUGGAGAUCGAUACUUUUUAUAUUUAAAUUGUAUUAAAUUAAUAAAAUGGCUGCAUGGCAAUGUUUAAGGUCUACAGCGAUCUGUUUUGUGAAGCCGAGCAAUGUUUGUAGAAAAACAUUCCCCAUAUACUUAACUAUAUUGUCGCUAAUGACUAUACACUUAAUGAAAUGUCUUGAUUGCAAUUAUACCUUGCAAGUGCAUGGCGUCCGACUUCAUUAAUGAAUAUUUAACAAAUAAAUAAGAUUUUGCCGUUAUAGUCACUUUUGUGUUCUUCCCAAAAUAUUAUCUAUUUGUUUUAUAUAAUAAAAAGAAAACCCCCGAAUUAAACAAGUAAAUAGCUUACUUUUUAUCCACCCAAACAUUUGGAAAUUUGAAAAAGUCGAAAUUGUACAAAUAUCAUGCGUACAUGCAUCCUCGUACCCAGCGUCUCAGCAGGUGGCCGUGCACCAGAGCACGAGAGAAAAUAGCCUGGGUACGAGGCUGGCGUACAUGAUCUGUACAAAUAAGGGAAUGUUACUGGCUACCUUAAUUGUGACGUAAUUCCGUGCGUCUGUCCUCUAAUAGAUCAUGGCUCUCGACCAAUGAAAGCGCUUGAAUUACGUUAUAUAAAUAUUAUAUACAAUUUUUAGGUAAAUUAUCUAUCAAACAUAACACAUUUUACCAUAAGAUGAUGGUGUACUUAUUGUGUAUGAAAAUCUCUGAAACAGUUUUUUGCUUUGUUCAGACAUAAAUAAACUUUGUGUUUAUCACAACAGAUUCGACUAUAGCCAGUUUUGCAAAACCGCCACCGGCCCCUUUGCUCUUUGUGCUGUGGCCAAUGAUGAAGACUAUCAAGGCGUACAUCUUUGCUCGGCAAUGGUGCUUCGUCUUCUGGGGACGCUUCAUCUUCUACAUCUUGAGCUAACGACGGUCUUCCACGAGGUCUUUUUGAGGUUUUUCCAGCUCACGAGAAGACCCUCAUAGAUCUCUUGGCAGCUUUCAGCUGAUCGCAUUAAUGUCGUAGAUAAGCGUUGACUUUAGCGAUAUCAAUGCAGUGAAAGAUGACCAUCAGGUACCAUCUUCGGGAUUGAUCUUGGUGCGAUAGAGUGAGAUAAGCAUGUGGGACAAGUCAACUCCACCCAUUGACUCAUUGUACUGUCACACUAUGUCAGGACAGGGACAUCGACAUGUUUCUUUGCUUUGCCACCCCAUCUCUUUAUUGUGCUAGAUGCCUUCACACCAGAUUAGGUUAACAGCACCUGAAUGCAUCUGUUGUCAAGCCAUCUAAUCAGAUGCAGACCAGUGGUCCUAUCAGUGCGGUAAUCCAAACUUCCUCUACCUGCUUUCUUCAACUCCUUCUCUGACAUCAAGGGGCAGCCACCAAUCCAGUUCUUGCGUACUGUUUGCUGUUUAACAAAUAGAUAAGAUUUUGCCGUCGUCUGUUUAGUUAUAGAUACACAGUAUGACGUCAUAAUGUGGGAAGAACAAAAAUGUGCGUCUAAAAUUGUUAAAAAUAUCACAUUUGAAAAAAGUGUGAUGAUAGUAGUUUUGACAACGAAAUUAAGGGAUCACAUGACAUCUUGACUAUUUUAUGGUCAAAUUGACGAGCAGAUGCCGGGAAACCGAUCGAGUGCAUGGAUAUUAUGCUGAGCUAGAUGAGAAUUUAAAAAUUAAUCAAUAUAAGAAAUGGCUAUAAAAACUUUUCUUCAAUCAUAUUAGUAUAGGUAAUAGGAUGGUUUCAAGUGCAAUUUGGAUAAAACAUGCACGAGUGAGUUUUUCAAGGAGCAUCUUUUUAGCACGAAUCCGAAGGACGAGUGCUAUUUGGGGUCUUUGAUUUUCAAAUGAGUGCGUGCAUGUUUUAUCCAAAUUUCACGAGAAACCUAUUACGUAUUAAUACAUAAAAAUGUCCGAGACAAUUGUAGUUUUAACUUACGUUUAUAGCGAAUCGUCCACUGACAAAUUUUCCUGCUUUGUUAUAUCACAUUAUUCAACGGCUUGAAAAUUUCACUCAACUAUGUAAGUUUUGUUUAGCCUUGUUUAAUGUAGCGCGGCCGCCAUGUUUCUUUUGUUUUGAAGCAAUCUGCGACCGUUACUUGACGACUGCUUUAAACUGAUUGGUUGAUUUUAGAUCCCAUUGUUUUUUUCAACCAAUCAGAUCAGUUUGCUACAGAUUUUUGCACUGUUGUUACAGAUUUUCGCUCUGUUGUUACAGAAUUUUGCACUCCUGUUUGAGAUUAAUUGCACUGAAAUCAACCAGUCACAGUCGAGUAAUAUUUUUAUUUAUAUUAUUAUAAAAGAAAUAGAAAACAGUUUGGGAGAACUCGAAAUAACGUCUCGUUCUCGCAAAUUUCUUAAGAAAAAUUUUCGCACCCUGUGGCGAGAGUUUGUAUCUGAAUUUUCUCAACUGUCGUGAGUAGCAUGAGAGUUGUCUAGAUAUAUUACCACGCGUAGGAAGAACUCUUAUCAACUACCAUCGAAAUUCGAGCCAGCUCAAUGUUGAUGAGAGAAUCGAGAAUUGCGACUCUCGUUGUCUGUUAUCUCAUGAACCCUCAUGAACUUAUUUGACCAUGGCUUUAAGGUAACGCUGAUACAAAAAUACCAGCAUGAGCUCGACCUUUGAAUUUACUAUAUGAGUAAAUUGUUAAACACGUCUGAAAUUAUCAGUACAAUACAUUCGCGCAAUAACUUAUUGGGAUAGACGAACCUUACCCUAAUCUAACCCCAACUCUAACCCCUAACCCUAAUAUAAUCUUAAUCUAAUCCAAUCUUAAUCUGACACUAAUCUAAACUUGACGACCUUUUUUUAUUAAUUCUUUUUCAGUUUGUUGCAGGUGCUUUUAUAUCCUUAAUAUAAGAACUCACAACUGAACAUUUUGAACAGGGUUAACAUGCACAUUUCCUUGCUUUUAUAUCCAAUGAUGUUUCUUUAUUCUUACUAUUUAGGCGAUACGUCACGGUUUUUCAGCAGAAUGGGAACCCAGAAGCGCAGGACGCUAAGAAGUCAGGUAAGCUGGAUAUAGGUUCAGAGAUAUAAUGUGCAUGCAAGCAUCCAUGUGAUUGCCAUGGCCACCAAACAUUAAUGACACUGGAAUUAUGCUGGGCCCGGCACAGGGAGCCCAUCCCUGGUCUUAUUGAAGUUAUGUAUUAGAAUUACGUAUGAAAUAUAUAGCUCAGUGUUGAAGCCUGCGAUUUGCGGGCUGUGUGCGGGCUAACGCGCGCGUUGAAUACACAAUCGAGUGCCUGGAAGGCCAGAAUUCAAAGCACAACAUCCGUGUGUUUAAAUUAAAAGGUCAGAGUUUUAUUAUGUUGUAAGGUCCACUAGGGCCCGUUCUUUCAUAUCGUCUUGCCAAAACCUUCCAAAUAGUUGCUAACGAGGAGAAAUUGUUCGAUUGAUCGCACGGCAGUGUACGGUUGGAUGUGUCGGGAUGUGUUCCACAGGUUGCUAUGACAUGCUGAAAUGCUUACUUAUUUCCCAUUACACACUCCGCAGAUCUCUAAAACCAUAUGAAAAAUGUUAAAUAGUAUUGUAGCUGUUGGCAUAUUCGAAUAUAAAACACAUAUAAAAUUUUAAACACAUGUAAAACAAAAUUUUAAAAUCAGUGAUCGGCCGGCCGUGAAAAUUUCAAAAAAUAUAUUAAUUAACUUACCAGUAAACCGCAAUAUUUUUCGGAAUUUGCAAAUUAGUUGCAGAUGACAAGUUUGUAAUCAGAAAGGUAAUUUCUGAAAGAAGUUCUUUUGUUGAAAUUUAUAGAAACUUAAGUCGAUAAUUUGUCAAUGUCAUAGCAACUUAUGGAACACAUGCUUCCAGGCACUCGUCGAUGUUUCAUCCCUUUAAUAUUUUCUUUAUUGUGUAUUCAACGCACGCGUUAGCCCGCACACAGCCCGAAAAUCGCAUGCUUCAACACUGAGCUAUAUAUUUCAAACGUAAUUCUAAUACAUAACUUCAAUAAGACCCGGGAUGGGCUCUAAGACCCGGGAUGGGCUCCCUGUGGGCCCGGCUGUACGAAAGCCGGAUAGCGCUAUCCACCGGUUACUGAUUUUUUCAAACUUGAUAAAACUACAGAUAUAUGGACCUCUUAAUGAAAUAAGAAACAAUUCACAAUUGAAUUACCCCUCACCCAACUGAAUUGAAACAAUUUUUCUAAAGUAGUAAAUUGUACUAUUCAUAGAUGUUCCAGUAUAGUAGUAUACCGCGGACUGAGAGUACUGGUUAAAAUACGAGCGUUUGAUUUCUGCUGGCAAUAUUGAACCUUGUUGAAGGUUUUUGGAGAUGAAAUUUCAAACGAAAACUAUGUUCGGGAGGAAUGUUCAAAAUUUUGGAAUAUUUACUUUUUGUUAUAGCCUAUGAGACUUUAUAAUAUAAGUGGGAUAUAUCACGUAAUUUGAUUGGCUAAUGCGCUUGCAUUAUUAACUUCUUAUUAACCGAACGCGAGGUCUGUACCGAGAAAUAUCGGACCGAGGUCUUUUUUGUACAGAUUUGAAAUGCAUAUUAGUAGCGUGGUACACAUUUGGUCGAAGAAAACAAAAAAUACCAAUGUAAUUCCUUCUUUUCCACUAAAAACCAUUCGCAGAUAUCGUAUUAAUAACAAAUUAAAUUAUAAUUUUCAAUUAGUUUUGCUGUUUUCUUUUAAAAUGCAUGUGUUUGUUUUUACGUAAUGGACCGCCGGUGUCCCAGGGAUUUCGCCCCCCCCCCUCCCUAUACAAUUUCGCCCCCCAGGGGCGAAAUUCCUAGUAAUAUCGCCCUCCCGAGGGGCGAAAGUCCUAGGAAAAAUUCGCCCCCUUUAAGAAAUUCGCCCCCUUUAGAAACUUCACCUUUCCUUUAGGAUUUUCGUCCUCUGUUAAAAAUUUCGCCCUUCCUAACAGUUGCAUGGGAUAAUUAUUACAUAGCUUUAGUCAUUUGAAAUCAGUAUCUGAUACCAUGGAUUGUAAAAUAACUGGAUAGGAAACUUCCUGAAGUCACAGUCUAAACCUAGUUGCAAUCUGUGACGUCACGCGUAUUGCCAAAGUUCUCAGCAUUUUUGUUGUUUCGCUAUAUUUUCCGUUUUAAAAGAGUAAUAUUGAAGCAUAAACUGGUCUAAUUGUUUUAAAAACAUGCCUAAGCCACGACAAAGUAUUAAAGGUAAAUGUUUUUCGUCUUAGUUUUGUAUUUUUUUACAUUUGUAGCUACGAAGUUGGCGACGCCAAUUUUAACGAAAUUUGCGAUGCAUUUUUCACUGUUUAGUGGUUGAAAUAUUCACUAAAAUUGACUGGGAAUACUUAGAGAUUUCAUCGUAGAAUGGCCUAGUUAUAUUUAUUUGCUCUUUGACUAAAAUGUUUAGCUUUAUUAUUGCUAAACAUGCCAUUUUUGAGAAUUUGGUUCGCAACUAGGUUUCAACGCCAUCAGUCCAUUGAAAACAUUAGGUCACGUCAGCUAGUUUCCUAUCCAUGUAUUUUAUUAUCCAUGAUGAUACUGAUGAAUAGUGCAAGGAUAUCCGGAGCUGCAUGAGCAACCAGUCAAACGACCAAAAUAUCCAUCUCCCGAGUAUAUGCUAGUUAUUGUUAAUUUUCAUUAAAGUAAGCUUUAUAGCUUUUUGGGAUAUUUACGAUGGACAGGUGAACAUGUGACCCAUAUAAAUGGGGCGUUUGAUUAAGUCUUCAUCUCAUCAACUACUCAGUUUGCUAACCGAUGACAAAAAUAUGAAUAUAUUUGUCUUAUUUAAAGAUGAUGAAGUUGAAAACAACGACACACAGGAGGAAAAGCUUGAAGAUAUGAAUGAUAUUUCUCUGGUAUGUUUGUUUAAAUUUCAUUGUGAAUCAUUUAUGCAUGUGCAACUGAUUCAAGUCUGCCUUAAUUGUUAAGUGUUAACUAUAUAUGAGAGCUACUGAAACUUGUUCUUGCGCCGAAACUUGCUCUAAAAGACCGCAUAUAUAGCACGAAGAAUUCUAUGGCCAAGGCAAUGUGCCAAUUUAUUGCUUUUUAUGUUUAUUCUCCAUUUUGUCCUCAUUUUCCACCGUUUGGAGAGGUUUAGUUUUUCUUUGAGAAACACUCUUCGGGUGUGCUCGAAGAAGCUUGUUUUACAGUACCUUGCCUUACCUCAGUAGUUGGUUACUGCUUACUAGAACGUGUGCUAUCCAAAGGUGGAAUGCUAUAUCUGUGGGAUGCUAUGCAUGUUGUAUACCAGUAUCCUAUCAGAUAGUACUGAAAAUGUUAAAUUUUAACCCCUGUAUAUAGUAAAGGGUACCUAAUCUUUUCUUAAAAAAAUAUAUUUUCGGACAAGCAAAGCUACACUGUAAUGAGCUGGUGCUACAAACAUUUCAUUUGGUCAACGGUUUUAUAAUUUCGGAUUUUCGUGUUGGAAGAAUGUUAGGAACUUUGGGUGCUUCGUCAGAAAAUGGUGGGAUAAUAUCGGCAACAAAAAUGCCAAUACCAAUAUUUUGAAUUUAAAGCCGAUGCCGAUAUAUGGAUAUCGGUAUGCACCGAUUGCAAGUCUGAUGCACUAUAGAAAUUCUUCUUGGUAUUGUUCACGUCUUUGAUGGAUAUUUCAUGCUUUCUGUAUAGGAUGACAGCAACGAAGGCAAAUCAAGCGAGAAGGCUGUUCCUACAUUAUUUACAAUGUGUACUGUGAAUAGUUAUGGAAGUUCUGAUAUUGAUAGUCUGAAGGACGAUGGAAAGGCUCUUAGAAUUUCAGGUAUAUACGUUUAUUGUUUUUUUUGUGAAGAUGUUUGCGGACAUAUAUGUGAGGUACGUUUACAUGUUGCGAUUUGUCGUCUGCCAUUCGUAUUCUGGCGUAUGUAAUCGAAUAAGCGCGCGUAAAGUGGUUGCAUUUUAAAUCUUGCCAUAAACUAAAUGUAGUGAACUCAAUUUAUUUUACUUUACCUGGAACGAUAUACUCAGUCAUUUGGCAGUUAAAAAGUGAAGCCUCGCCUGAAGUCAGCAGUAAUUUUCAUACGCCAGUAUACGAAUCGUACACGACGAAUCACAGCGUGUAAACGUUCUUUAUAAUAGUUACCAAACUCUUGCUUCGAACAGAAUUGUUUUCGAAAAUACCGUCAUUAUUUAAAAUCUGCACUAAAUGACGUUAAAAAAUUAAUUAAAGUUAUUUUUUUAUAUUCGUGGUUCAUAGUGUAAUAACAAUAAUUUGCUUUUAGGACGAAGUUACGUCGCAGUUGAUUGGUAUCCGAAAAUGAGAGCGAAAUAUUACGAUCAGUCUAAAGCUGAGGUAUAACCCAUCGUUGUGUUGUGUUCAUAGAUAUCUUGUUGUGUUACACUGUUGUGUUACACUGUUGUGUUGUGUUACACUGUUGUGUUGUGUUACACUGUUGUUUUGUGUUACACUGUUGUGUUGUGUUACACUAUUGUGUUGUGUUACACUGUUGUGUUGUGUUAUACUGUUGUGUUGUGUUACACUGUUGUAUUGUGUUACACUGUUGUGUUGUGUUGUGUUACACUGUUGUGUUAAACUGUUGUGUUACACUGUUGUGUUACACUGUUGUGUUACACUGUUGUGUUGUGUUACACUGUUGUGUUAAACUGUUGUGUUACACUGUUGUGUUACACUGUUGUGUUACACUGUUGUGUUACACUGUUGUGUUACACUGUUGUGUUGUGUUACACUGUUGUGUUGUGUUGUGUUACACCGUUGUGUUGUAUUACACUGUUGUGUUGUGUUACAUUGUUGUGUUACAUUGUUGUGUUGUGUUACACUGUUGUGUUGUAUUACAAUGUUGUGUUGUGUUACACUGUUGUUACAUUGCAUUGUAUUGUAUAAUUCAUUGUAUAUACUUAAUGUCGUCCUGUGCUCUUCAAUUUCUUUUGUUUUUAGGAAACAAAACAACAUGAGAGUGUUGAUCGCAAAGUAGCAGAGAGAAAAACGAUAACACUAUAUGACUGCAUAAAUCUAUUUUUAAAUAAAGAGAAACUUAGUGCCGAUGAUCCUUGGUAAGUGGAAUGAACAUGUUUAUUCAUUGUAAGGUUUAUACUGCCCACCUGUGGAUGUGCAUUUUUUUGAGAGAAAACAUUUUGUGCUUGAAAAUUCGGAAUUGUUUCCUCAUGUUUUUUACACUUACCUUCCCUGGACGACCUUAUAUAGAAGCCCUCCACUUGGCUGGAUGCCCAAAGUUAGAUGAAAGACGUGAAGACCUUUGCGCAAAGACUUUAUCUAAAAUUACUAAUAGUUGUCCCCUCUCUCAACAUGUGACCCAAACCAGAGCAUCCGCCUACGACUACUUGAUUAGAAGUUCGAACAAUGGAUGAUUCCUGCUAUGGACUAAAUUUUGAUGUAGGCAAGAAGAACACAAUCUAUCACCACAGCUAGAAAGAGCAUUCAAAUUAGUAAAAUUGCAAAGUUUGGUUGGAAAAUGUUGUAAAAUACGGAAAAUAUAGCCCUACGAAAUUUGCAAAUUUUGUAUUAAUUUGUAUUACGCGCGGGAAAAUGUACCACAUUUGGGCCGAAAGCGGUGCAUUUUCCCGUGCGUAAUACAAAUUAAUACAAAAUUUGCAAAUUUCACAGGGCUAUAUUUUACAACAUUUUCCAACCAAACUUUGCAAUUUUACUAAUUUUAACAUGCUUUUUCUAACUGUGGUGAUGGAUUUUGUUCUUCUUGCCUAGAUCAAAAUUUAGUCUAUAGCUGAAAUCACCCAUUGGAUAAUGUAUAAGCGCAGGACCGUUUUAAGAAUAGUUUUUUUUUCCCGAAAACAAUCUGUAUAGCUAAUGCAAGGAACUUAACUGAUAUUCUUUUCAUAUCAGAUUUUAUUGUAAUACUUAUACUAUAGUCACAUGUAGUUUUUAACUUUCACAAUAGUUUUAGAUUUAGAAUAAUUGUAUAGUUUUCUUGUAAUAUUUUAAUAAGUUCUAUUCCUAUAAACACAUGUAAUUCAUUUUUGAUUGCGAUAAUGUGUAUUAGCAUCAUCAUCAUCAUAUAUUUUUCAAUUGUCUAAGUUGUUUAUUACAACCAUUAACCUUCUUUAGGUAUUGCCCAUCUUGUAAAGAGCACCGACAAGCCACAAAAAAAUUCGAUUUGUGGUCUCUACCUAAAAUGCUAAUCAUUCAUCUUAAGAGAUUCUCUUACAACAGGUUUGUAUGCAUUGCUAUACUCUAACUACUUAGCGAGCGGUCAUUGUCUAUACGUAAAGUUGGAGCCGAAGAUAAACGAAAAAUGGUGUAACAUUUUUUACCCAAAUUCAGGAUGCAUGGUUAUUAUACUCAAAUGUAACUACACUGUCUUGUACACUAUAUAUCAAACCUGCAAAUAAUUAUUUACUUGGAAGGACAAAUGUCCGGUCUGUACAAAAAUUGGUCGGACAUUUAUCAACUUUUCUUAAACAAUGGACAAGUACAAUUUUUCAAUCUUUCUUGAAAAUUAGCACGGUGUAUUUCGGCUGGUCAUGUUAGUCCGCACUUCAUUGCAUCUAAAACUGAUUGUAGAGGGUGUCCAAUAAAAAUGCCCCCACUAUGUUUUGUGGUAUUGCAACGUUAGCUUUGACAGAAGUUUCUGAUUUUUAUACUAGAUAAAAUGAUUAUCCUAUUAUGCUUGUGAUGUUACUCUGAGUGUAUAUCCACACCGGGCAAGCUUGAAAAACAUACCUGGCCACGGUGGGAAUCGAACCCACGACCCCCGGAACACCAGCCCAACGCUCCGCCAACCGAGCCACGCGGUCAGGCCGGCUCGAGCAUGCGACACUUCGGAACAGAAUCCAGCUCCCUCUGCAUCAAUGUAAUCUAGCAAUCAUGAUUUCUUCUGUGUUGGUGUAAUGUACUCAGGCGAAUAUGAUGCUUGUGAUGUUACUCUGAGUGUAUAUCCACACCGGGCAGGCUUGAAAAACAUGCCUGGCCAUGCCUCAUGAUUACUAGAUUACAUUGUUGUCGAGGGAGCUGGAUUCUGUUCCGAAGUGUCGCAUGCUCGAGCCGGCCUGACCGCGUGGCUCGGUUGGCGGAGCGUUGGGCUGGUGUUCAGGGUUCUCCUUAUCAGGCGGUAACCGGUAAAAUUUACCGUUUCCACGAGCACUGAUUACCGCCUGGAGAAGCCCAAGUUAAAUAUAUGUUUGUGUACAUUUGUUAAGAAAUAAUUAGUAAUAAGGUGUGAGAAAAUCCUUUAUAUAAUAACUACAGUGAAACACGCAAUUUUAUUGGUCAAUAGUCGUGCAGGAUCAGGCUAUCCUGCACGAGGAAUUAUAAUGCCUUCGCGGGAUUUUCAAAAUGUCAUAGUUUCACUGCAGUUAUUUUAUAAAACAAUUACCAAAUGGUUUUCCAAGCAGGAUAGCGUGAUCCAUGCACUUGGGAUGUUGCUCGACUUUCGGAAAAGUGUGAAAAUACACUCGCCUGCAGCUCGAGCAUUUUUACGCUUUCCGAAAGUCUCGCGACAUCCCUCGUGCAUGGAUCACGCAAUCCUGCACGGAAAACCAUUCGGUAUUCCUUUAAUAAUCAAUCAAUCAAGUAUUGCUGAAAUUCCACAAUAUUAAUUAUUUAGCAUCGAUAGAUUGAAUACAGAAAUAUCCUAUAAACCCGAUCUGCGAACAAAAUUUUUUGGCGGAAUGAUUAUAUUAUCAACCCAGCGUGGGCCUGGGGACUGAGUAAUUAAAUUGGCGUGUGUUUAGAAUAUAAUCUUUAGUAUUCUAUAAAAGUUUAAAUCUUUCCUCAAAAUGCAGGAAAUGCCAUUUCAGAUUUCAAAAUUCUCCGUUGGUAUACCCCAGACCCCCUAGAGGUUUGUAUAGGUGCGACUUGAUGCUUAUACCUGUUGAAAAACCUGUUUUACCUGUCCCACUCACAACUAUGGAGAACCCUGGGUGUUCCGGGGGUCGUGGGUCCGAUUCCCACCGUGGACAGGCAUGUUUUUCAAGCCUGCCCGGUGUGGAUAUACACUCUGAGUAACAUCACAAGCAUCAUAUUCGCCUGAGUACAUUACACCAACACAGAAGAAAUCAUGAUUAUCCUAUUGUUUUAAGCUAUUGAUAAUUGAAUUAUGAAAAUAACCAACUAUUUGCCUUCUAGAUUCACUUAAUUAAGGUGGCGACACCAACAUUUCAACUUGUGCGAAUUAUAGAAAUUAGACUUUCAAAAGGGGAUGUUUAAAGAGAAUUCCUACCUCUUAAAAACCUGGUUUGUGGUUCCUAACAUUAAAUAUUUCGUUUGAUAUAAAAAUGAUUUAGAAUGAGCCUGAAGCUUAGGCAGAAAAAUGAAAAUAUCCGAUUAUUGACACUAAUUUUCAGGCCUGGUAUAUAGUAAAUGUCCCAGACCUAGAAGAAGAUUUCUCAGAUCCGAUUUGCCAUUUUCAAAUAUUCCUCAAAAGUGCGUAAAAACAAUGAAAAAUCUGACCAUACAUUACGCCAAAUUUGAACAUCGAAAAGCACUUCACAAUCUCAAGUGACAGAUAAGGGAUGAUAACAUAAUGAUUCCAUACGAUUCUCCUAUAAUGUAUGUGUGAAAAAUUGAAAAUAUUCCGCAUGAAAAUGUUGCCUUGCUAUGGCAAAUGUUCCUUAGGAUCCCGAGCUCGCUCUUUUUCCUGGAGGUAAAUUGUUCUGUCGGCUGAAAGUCCUGUUGGCAAAAUCUCCACUCAGAAGCUCGUGGGUUCGAUUCUCGCUACGGACUCAUGUGAAAACAGUCAGUCAAGGCUCUACCGAAAGUCGUGGGUUUUCUCCAGGUGCUCUAGUAUUGCAUCACUUUCAUUGAAAAUCCAUUUUCCAGCCAUAUUUGUAUAAAAUAAGUAUAAAACAACAAUUUCUGAAGAAAUGCAAUCCUGUAUUUAAAAAGUGUAUAAAAGUUUUAUAAACCGUAAAAAAUGUUGUUAAUGUUCAAUCGAUUGUUUUUCAGAUUUUGGAGGGACAAGUUGGACAUCAAGGUUGAUUUUCCGUUGACGUACGUAUUCUGUUGUGAUUUUCUACUUGCUUAAUAUUUAUACAAUUAUUUUUGAGGUUAUAGCUGUUUUCCUGGGUAGAACCAGUUCGACAAUAGAAGGAGAAAAUUGCAACUAAAUCGCAGCAAACAUCGCCCGUGUUAACGGGCCUUAACACAACCUAACAAAAAAUGACCAAAGAAACAACGAAAAUAUUUUUAGAACAAUUUGUAUUACAACUUACCAUAAUAGUUGUAAGCAAAACAGUAUUUAUUCAUAGCUUUUAUUAAUCUUAUUGAUUAGAAAUAGCUUUGAAGAAUACAUCCACUUUGUGGCUUUCUUCGUGCUUGGGAAAAUCGCAGCUUCGUUUCGUACAAAAAUUUGCUGGUCUGUAACCGGAAUGAAACGGGAGGCCAUUUUGUUUUUCUCCAGUGGUGAAUAGUGCAAGGAUAUCCGGAGCUGAGCAACCAAUCAAAUUGCGCGAAAAGAACUAUCCACCUCUGGAGUAUAUGCUAAUUACUUUUAAAUCAAACUUCGCUAAAUAUAUAUUAAGCCACUGCGUUUGCUAUUCUAAGAUAUGAUUUUACACCGCUAAACAAAAAUGCAAUAGUAGAUUUUUUACAUGCUUUUCGUCGGCUUAUUCAACCCGUUUUCACACAACGCCAGAACGUACGAACUGACGCUGUUCUCCCUUGUUGCCAAAGUUAGAGCGUUUUCCUGUUCGGCGUUGGCUUUCCCAUUUCGCGUCAUGUAAUCGUACGGUCUAUAUUUUACUCACCGUUGACAUGCGAACAUCAUUCUUGUGACGUCAUUUUGUGACAUGUUUCUUCCAUCAUCCUCAAAACUGGAAUGCCAGCUUGUUCAUUCAUCUUAAAUCCUGUUCUCUUUGCAGUAAUUUCGACAUGUCAAAAUAUGUGAUGAAUGAAGGACAUCCACCUGCAAUUUAUGACUUGCAUGCAGUUUCGGUGAGUAAUGAUACUAUGCUUAUUACUUGGCGUGUGGAGAUGACAUCUAGAUUUUUAGUCGUACCAGACUAGUCCUCCAACGAUUUUUGUUUCGUCAGUUAUGUUUAAACAGUUGUAUUUUUAUAUUUUCCUUUAGAAUCAUUUUGGAGGCCUUGGUGGAGGACAUUGUAAGUUUUACAGUGGGAUUCCUGAUUUCGUGGGGAGGGGGUGGUUGCACCCACCGCAGUUACUACUUAAAAAUUUCCAUCAAUUUUUUUCGUUUAACUAUAAUUAAAAUCAGAAUAGAUAACGAUUUAAAUUCCCAGAGGCCUAGGUCAUAUUUGUAAGGGUACGAGGAAGUACAAUUGUUCAUUAUUGAUGCAGUUCAGUAAAAAGAUGAGUAGAAUUUGCAUCUAGACAGUGUUUAAAAAUAGGUACGCUAAGCGUAAGUGUAUCUGCGCCAAGAUACUCUUUUAUAAUUAUAAUAGUAGAUGGCUUUUUGUAAUGCAUAUUUUAGACCUAAACAGGAGCAGUUGCAAAAAUGGAACUAUAGACCUGCGCUCCUGUGAUUCCGGUGCAGCGCUAUAACCAACUGAGCUACAGUGUUGUUGCCUGUAGUUUUUGUUGUAAUUGGACAGCUGUUUCUGUAAGUUGUUAAUGUUGUUGUUCUUGGAGUUGCAGUAACCGUUGGUGGUGGUAGUUUUACUCAAUGGUGGUCUUGGCGGUCUCAGAGAGGGAAUGACCAGGAGGUGGCUAAGUGGACACCCCCCUUGGUGAAUUAGGCGGAAAUAUUGGUCACAAAGUCGUUGUCGUUCACACGUUUCUAUAAAAAACUUACAACUCGCUGAUUUUCAAAGAUUUAUUGUUGACAAAUAUGACUCCCCAAGCACAUGCGUUAUAUCUUGAAAUCUAGGCGGACAACCUAAUCUAUUACAAACAGCUAGUUUUCAUUGCCAGCCAACAAAUUCGGGAAGUUUCUGUUGUAAACUUUUUUAUUUCUAUUUUCAGACACAGCAUUUUGCAAAAACCCUAAUAAGGAUCAAUGGUAUAACUUCGACGACAGUAGUGUAUCAUCUAUGGUAGAAGACAGAGUAGUUGUAAGUACCUGACGCGCAUGUAGUUAUAAGAUGGCGAAGUAUUAGUGGUUUGCAAUCAAUCCUUUGAGAUUUACGAGACAAAGACAUGGCGGCCAUCUUGGAGGAAAACACGCUCCAAAUACAAUAGCUGCUAGUGUUAUUCUUUUGUUAGCGUAACUCCAACAUGGCCGACGUGACUUCAAGUGCAAACCAAAAAUGCUGUUUCACUUUUUAUCGAUUAGUAGGUUUCAAGGAAUUUCCAAACUUUUUUUUAGGUAUUUCUAUAAAAUUUCUAUAAAACUUUCACAGUAUGGAAGCGUUUCAAAUUUCAGAAGUAUGACCACAUUUGCUACCUCUAGGGAAUGUAUUAAAGACCAUGUAAAGUCCGUUCUGCGCAUACGUUCUGCGCAGGCUUACAUUCCAAUGGUCGGUACCCGACCGUUGGAAUGUUAUUAAUAUUUCGUAUCUUUUGAACUUUCUUGAAUUGAAUCUCUAGUCUGUAUUCAUUUACAAGCAUGGCGAACGAGAAGAGUGUUAAAAAUUCAGUAUAAUAUAUAUCUAAUCAUAUUUUACAACUGUAGCACUGAGUUCAAAAUGUAAACAAAGCGUUUGUUUACAUUACGGACUUUACAUGGUCUUUAAACAUAAAAGUCAUCUGUUAUCCAUUACGGCACUUACAAUAUUUACAAGCGUAGCAGAAUGUUAGUACCAUGAUUAUAUUCAAAAGAAAACAAUGUUAAGUACUAGUUUUAAAAACAUGAGCAGCCGAUCUUUAUCUCAUAUACAAACUCGAGCCGAAGACGAGGCAAAUUUCGAAACCGUCGACGGUCCAGCACAUCAUUGAUGGUCGAACACAUCAUUAAUUUCGUUCAGAAAUGUUAUGUGAACAGAUAAUUUACGUUGUGUUUAAAGGACGAAAAAACUGGCUUAUAUUGUGUAUAAACGACUGCUGCAACUUGAUCACUUGUGAGGUAAACAAUGCGAAAAUUGAAAGAAAAAUACCUAAAUGAUCCUAUUAUAAUCGCAAUGAAUGCGUAUACUAUUAUUAUCGUUAUUUUCUUAUGACAAACUUAUAACCUCCAAAGGCCGAGUUUAAGAUGCGAUAAUCUCGAUCAAAAUAGCUUGAUAACAUGCUCCGUGCGUCAAAAUUUUAUACUCGGGUAACGUAACCGUGUUUUUAACAUACGAUAACGAAAAAACUGUACGAAUUUUAAGCCAAAUUAUAUAACGGCACAAUUGGAGACCUGCUCGCCAGUAACACGAUAUAUAUUUUAUUACUAAAGAGUCUCGCAUGUUUUUCUUGCUCAAUAUAUAAUUUAUCAUAUUUCAAUUUUAGCUUUAGCCCUGGACUGGAAUUAUGCAAUCUUGUAAAAUUGUAAGGUUUAUAGAUAUAUUAUAUACACAUUACAUUAUGUCAAAGCUCUGAAACUAUAAAUAUUAUUUAAUGUUUUUGCAAAUGUUGGCAUUUUCCCACGUGUUCUGUUGUAUCUCGGAGAUGGUUGUCUAUAUUUUACUUCACAAGAAUUUAUUGAAUUGUUGAAUUUUAAGAUAUUUCAAAGUAAUUUACUGGUUAUAAAUCAAUAGACGAGGAGACAGCUUUGCUGAACGAAACACAAGAAGAAAGUUUAAAUCCAUACAGUCUUGAACGACUUUUUAUCUGAAUUGAUUUUCAACUUUCUCAUGCCAUAUAAGAAAACCUAAAACCAACUCAGAAAGAGAGUUUAUAAUAAUAGUAAUUGAUUAUUUAUCCAUCUUUAGUGCAAAAAUACAAUGGAUUUACAGUUAGUAAAAUCUAAGUAGUAAUCUAGGAGUUAUAUGUACAGAUAAAAAAUUUAGGAAUAGCUAUAAAAAUAUUGUCUAUAUUAGCGAAUUUGUUCUGGGAAUAAACGAUAGUUCAUGCCUUUUAGUAUAUGAGAAGAAUUGUGGAAGAGUUUUUGGUGUUCUUAGGUCAUACGUGUUCGUCACUAUGUCAGGUUAUAUAUAUUUCCUGCAUGGGUGCGUUUCAUCAUUAAUGAUUUUCUUGUAUUCGCGAAUGGCAAGAUUUUCCCGACGGUGCUCUAGAGACUGAAGUGAAUCAGAAGGUAACCCAAGAAUUUUCAGACUUCUAGUAUGGAUACUCUCCAGCUCGUCUGUAAGGUAUUGUGGCAGACCACCCCAUAUCUGUGUAUUCCAGAACCGGUCUUAAUUUGGUUUCAUAGCAUGUUAAACCCACUUUGGUCGGUAGAUUUUCUCGACGACAUUCCCGUAGGUAAAAUAAGCGUUUAUUUGCUUUCUUUGUAGUUUCUUCAAUGUGGGUGUUCCAUUUAAGGAUAUUAUUAAUCCAAAGACCUAGCAGCUUGAACGAGUUCACACUUUCAAUCGUAUCAUUGCCAAUCAUAAGUGAUGGUGGUUCCCAAAUUGCAUCUUUAAAGCAGAUCCACAUGUCUUUCGUCUUUUUCGCGUUAAGUUUCAUCUUGUUUCUAAGUGCCCAGUCGUUCAUUGCAUCAAGUACCUCUUGUAUGUUACUAGUAGAACCGUAUGGAAUCACUUCAUCUUAAGUGCAGUCAUCGGCGUAUUGAUGUACAAAUAGUUGGGAAUGCAGUCUUCGAGGUCAUCUACAUGAGCAUUAAACAAUGUUGGUGAUAUAACAGACCCCUGGAGGACUCCGGAAGGGCAAGGCCUUAUAGAUAACAGAGCACCUCCUAAUUUUACUUGCUGAUUCCUCCCUUCUAGAAAGCUCCGUGUCCAUAGCCAGAAGCUUUUCGACACGUUCAUUUUGGCGAGCUUUCUUAAAAGCAAUCCGUGGUCCUCCAGAUCAAAUGCUUUGCAAAAGUCGAUAAAUAAAAUGUGGAUACGCAUUCUUCCAUCACGCGAGUUUCAUUUACUACGAAAAGAUUCGAGGAAGCGUAAAUGGAAGCGCGCAAAAGAGAAACAAUGCUUUCUGUAAUGAAACAUUAAGUAUUACAGAUGAAUCUUCGCCAUGGGAAUAAUUGAUUCCGCGGCGAAGAUUCUAUCUAUAUACUUAAAUGUAUUAAUCCAAAUCCUGGACGGGAUUCUGAGGUUGUUUCUCGUUACGGAAAAUACUGUACAGGUUACCCGCCAUUCAAGAAAUCUGAUCCUCGGCGAGAAUGUCUCUUCAAUGGCAGGUUAGCUGUUCAGCUUUUUCAAAAGCGACAAACUCCUCGUGUAUCUCAGUGGCGGAGUUUUGAAGCCGAUGUUAAAUACAAAGAAGCACUUUUUCCUCCAACUGUCGUUAAUGGCAAACCACCAGAGAUCGUGCAAGAGGCAACACUAUUGGAUGUUACUUCUUAGAUCCGACUUAAAAUGGAACACACACGUACAUAAUAUUAUAUCAAAAUGCUCCAAGCGAUUAUAUCUUUUGGUCCAGCUAAAACGAGCGAAAGUUCCAAAGAAUGAUAUCAUACAGUUUUACAAGACAUGUAUUAGACCAGUUUUGGAGUACGCAUCCAUUGUAUUCUACCAGUUCCUGCAAAAGUACCUCAGUGAAGAAAAAGAACGGAUCUAAAACGUGGUCAUUGAAUUAUAUAUUCUGGUCUCAGAUAUGAAGACGCCCUAAUGGAAAGUGGCUUACCAACACUCCACGAGACGAGGAACAAGGCUUGCGAGAAAUUUUUAAAUCAAAUUUUAGAAAAUCUUAAUAACAAACUAUCUAUAGUUUUAUAUCAAAGGUGGACGUAUCUUCGAAUUAACAUUCCAAACUUUAAAACAGGACAGUACAAAAAUCCUUUUUAAUAGCAAGUAUAGUUUCAAUGUAAAUAGGCAGCCCCUUUAUCUAUAUUUUUACCUGCAAUAUGACUAGUAUAGUGAAGAAAGUAAGUAAUUUCCAUAUUUAUCUUUAGUAUAAUUACAUAGGUGAUUAUUGAAAAUUCUCCACGCUGAUUGGUUGCCGUUGAGGUGAUUAUUAAGCGAUAAUCACCUAAGCGAUUUUCAAAAUGGCGGUCGAAGCCGUUUUGUCAAUUAAAUGGCGAAGAAAUGUGCAUUUUAAAAUUUGUUUCCAAAUAAUCACCUAUGAAAUUAUACUAAAACAAUUAUUCACCUCGGGCUCGGUGAUUAUCGUGAAUAAAAACCUCGACUUCGUCUCGGUUUUUAUUCACCGAUAAUCACCAUGCCUUCGGUGAAUAAUUGUUAAUUAAUCACUAUUUGUAAUCACAAUGUAAUUCAGUAACAUGUGUGUAAUUUAGUGAUAAUUAAACUAUCUAUCUAUAUAUUUAUCUAUCCAUUUAACUAUAUGAUUUAUUACAAGAUAUUUUGAAAUUCCGCAGUAACAAUACCUUCUCCUCUCCUUGGUUCUCCAAGUGAACUUGCUGAAGAAAGUCUAUGAAUCCUCAUCUUAGACUUCAGCAAAGCCUUUAACUGGAUAGACCAUCAUAAUUCUAAUAAAGAAAAUGGACGAAGUGACGAUCGAUCCCAUCUUGAUUGCAUGCAUGGACGAGAAGCUUCGUGACUGUGAUAAAACGGCGAGAAAAGAUAGGAAAAAUUUACCUCUAGUUUUGAACAAGUAACCUGUGGUGUUCCUCAAGACACUGUCUUAGGUCCGAUCCUGUUCAUAAUAACGAUUAAUGAUUUAUUGGGACAAUAGAUGGAAAUAUCUCGACGAUUCAACCCUUUCAGAGACCCUCAACACCAGUCAAGAAUUAAAGUCUUCAAAACGUCUUUACAUGCUUAGACUUCUUAAACGAGAUAAAUCGUAAUCAAUCAAUCAAUCAAUCAAUCACAAAUAAUAUUUUUAUGGACGAAGAAUUGACCCAACAUCUUAACGGCUUAAUAAAUUAUCAAGCAAUGGAUCCCGAAUGUUUUUCUCUGAAUAACGAUGGGACAUUUGGUUAGCCACCUUGACUUCACCUGUCUUAGAAAAAAUCCUGACAACAUCAAGGUUAUUUCUGAAACAGAUUAGGUGAGGGUGGUUAAAUUACAUGAUUGCCGAGAAUGUGAAGUUGUCAGCCAUUUUUUAAAGGAGUUGCUGUUGAUAACAAUAAUGAAUGAAUGAAUGAAUGAAUAUAUAAUUGAUCAUCCCUGAAAAGGGCUUUUCAGAAUCAAUAUACUACAAUAGUUACAAGAGUGUAUAUAAUCUAAGAUAGUAAAGUUAGAACUGCUAUACUAAAACUAUAUUUACAUUGUCUAUUUAAUUCUUUAACAUACAUGAAAUUAUUUGUCGAUUAAAAUUGUCUUAAUAAUUCUUUCUUCUAUCUAAUUAGUACUCCAUCCGAAACUGUCUCAAUAACUCUUUCUUCAAGUUAAAUUUAAAAACACUAAUUGAUUCGCAUAGUUUAAUGUCAGGAGGUAACUCAUUCCAUAGUUUUGCUAUACGAUACUUAAAGGAUUUCUGUCCCUUUACACUUGUAAAAAGUGGUAAAUUUAGCUGGUCAGAUUGUCUAGUUGUCCUUCUGCUGACAGCUUCUCUUGUAGUAAAUAGAGAGCUCAGGUAGUUGGAUGCCAAUCCGUUCAUACAUUUAAAUGCGAGCACUGCGUCCCGGUAAAAUAAGUGCUUUUUCACCGGGAUCCAUUGUAAUUCCUUUAGGAUUGGGGUCACGUGAUCAUUCUUCCGGAGUCCGCCAAUGAUACGUGCCGCAAAAUUCUGUACUGACUGAAGUUUCUUAAUGUUUCCCUCGGAUGUCGUGGACCAGACAGAUGAGCAGUAGAAGAGUUUACUAAACACCAGUGAAUUAAUGAUUGUAAUAAGUAAUUCUUUAUUAAAGACAUGCUUAACUCGGUUAAUUUGUCCUAGGGCAGACAUGCAUUGAGCUGACACUUUAAUGAUGUGUUCAUUAAAAUUGAGAUUGCGAUCGAAAGUUACACCCAGGUCGUUUAUCGAUUCAUUUGGAGUAAGUGCUUUGCUCAGUAAGGAGAGUUGAAAACAUUCUGGUAGUUUGGCGACCAUUUGUCUGCUUCCGUAAACCAUUAGUUGAGUUUUACCUGGAUUUAUUAGUAAAAGAUUUUGGAAGCACCAAUUUCGGAUUCUCUCGAGAUCUUCAUUUAUGAACAACAUAGUUGAGUCGCACUCUUUGGCUGAAAAGCACAUGUACAUUUUUGUGUCAUCCACAUAACUUUCAGUAGGGCACUUACUAGUUAUUGACAUAUAUGCUAAACAGCAAGGGUCCCAAAAUGCUUCCUUAAAGCUUCGGAUAGUGUGGAAUUAAUACGGACAGACUGGUAUCGAUUGGUCAGAUAACUCGUGAACCAGUUUAGGGCUUCAAAAGACAGCCCAACAUCUUUGAGUUUGCUAAUCAGAAUGUCAUGGUCCAAGCUGUCAAAUGCUUUGGACAUAUCCAGUAAAACAACUGCGGUUUAUGUUCUUAAAUGGUUUAAAACACGUACGGAUUUGGUAAGGCUCUGAAAAGUUACGAAACAAACAAACUUUAUUAAAACAGAGCAACAGAUACUGCGUGGUACAUAGAAUACAAAACAUAUUAAAUUUACAGAGAGAAAUUUAUAAUUGAUUAAAAUUUCUUAGGACAUCGAAGCAAUACUUGGCUACCAAUGUCCCCACGGAUUUAUCUUUCAUUGCAAUAACAUACAUAAACAAGUUAUGAUUAUUAAAAUGAACGAAACAAAUUAUAAAAUCUGCUCUGAGAUCAGUAAACCUUGUAAUGUUAAAACAAAAUGUUGUUCGUUUCCUACUACCUGGUCAGUUAAAUCGCAAUGUUGACAAAUUCUUUUGUCGUAUGGAACAUUGCUAUAUCAACCAAUUUCAACAGGUAUUAAUCUAUGAGUUGAAAUUCUGAGAUUUGUAACAACUUGACGAUGUUUAACAUUAAUUAUAAACACAAUUAUUAUGGGCAUAUUAUCUAUAUAUCUAUCUAUCCAUUUAACUAUCUGAUUUAUUACAAGAUAUUUUGAAAUUCCGCAGUAAGAAGGCCUUCGCGUGCUUGCCUGGUCAACAAGUGAACUUGCUGAACGUAGUUCCUUCCAUGCAAUAUUAAAUUGGCGCUCAGUUUUGAGAAGAAAGUCUAUGGAUCCUCCUCUUAGACUUCAGCGAAUCCUUUAACUGGAUAAACCACCAUAUCCUAAUAAAGAAAAUGGACGAAAUGGCGAUCGAUCCCAUCUUGAUUGCAUGGAUGAGAAGCUUCCUAACUGUCAGAAAACGGCGAAUAUAAAGAUAGGAGAAUUUACCUCUAAAGUAACCUGUGCCCUGUGGUGUUCCUCAAGACACUGUCUUAGGUCCGAUCCUGUUCAUAACGAUUAAUGAUUUAUUGGGACAAUAGAUGGAAAUAUCUCGACGAUUCAACCCUUUCAGAGACCCUCACCACCAGUCAAGAAUUAAAGUCUUCAAAACGUCUUUACAUGCUUAGACUUCUUAAACGAGAUAAAUCAUAUUAAAUAAAUCAAAAAUCAUAUUUUUUAUGGACGAAGAAUUGACCCAACAUCUUAACGGCUUAAUAAAUUAUCAAGCAAUGGAUCCCAAUGUUUUGCUCUGAAUAGCGAUAGGGACAUUUGGCUAGCCAUCUUGACUUCACCUGUCUUAGAAAUAAUCUUGACAACAUCAAGUUAUUUCUGAAACAGAUUAGGUGAGGGUGGUUAAAUUACAUGGCUGCCGAAAAAGUGAAGUUGUCAGCCAUUUUUUAAAGGAGUCGCUGUUGAUAUAGCAAUAACAAUAUUUAUGUUCUUAAAUGGUUUAAAACACGUACGGAAUUUGGCCUUUCUCAUGACGAAGGUCUAAAUCCGCCAUUUUUGGGUACUACUUUAUGAACAACGUGCAAAAUAUAAGCGAUGUGAAAAUAAUUUUUCAAAUAUUUAACUGUAAAUCGAUUUAUAAUGAUUAUACUUAGUUAUAGAAAGUUUCAUUUUCACUGCUUACUAUCCCUGUUCUAAAAAGGUUGCCACCCAAAAAUGGCGGCGUGAGAAAGGCUAAUUGGUAAGCCUCCGAAAAGUUACGAAACAAACAAACUUUAUUAAAACAGAGCAACAAAUACUGCAUGGUACAUAGACUACAAAACAUAUUAAAUUUACAGAGAUAAAUUUAAAAUUGAUCGAAAUUGAUUGAUCAAAAUCGCAAUGUUGAGACUUGAAUUGUAUAUAUGUGCAACGUUUGAGUAUGAUUGACAAGAAUGAAGUCAUGAUAUACCAUGAGAUGAUGAGAAGUAUAGAGAUGUGUGUCAGAUACUGCUUUGCCGGAUAUACCAGAUGCUACCGGAUUGUAGUCUACCGGAUAAUAACCGAACACUGAUGGUGGUACUUGGACUAUACGUCACUAUUAACUUUUUAUCAUUAUCUGUUUAGUUUGUGGUACAAGGUCAGACAAUAUACAACAGAAAGAAAAGCAUGGGAAAAUACUUCUAAUUUUGUUGUCAAGGCAACACAGUCGUUCCCAGGCCCCUUGCACUCAUUUUGCAUAACUAGUUGCAUUUAUCUAUGUGUAAGUCAUUUUCGAAUUAUUAUCAUGCAAGUAAACUUUUGGCAUGCAUAGGUAUGGUACACAUACUUCUGAUAUUAUUUUAACCUUAUCAGUACCAUGAAUAAAGCUGUUUUAUAAAAUUGGCGCAAGGGGCCUGGAAACGACAUUGUUACCUUGGCAACAAAAUUAGAAGCGUUUUUUCAAUGCGUCUCAUCAUGUACAAUCAGUAUGCAAAAUUUCAUUUGAUUUGGACCCAUAAUAACUGAGCUAUGCUUCAGUUUACUAUUCGAUAAACAUACUUACGCAACUAAUGGCGUCACACGUGCUGAAUCAACAAUUUAUAUUUUGCACAUUUUUGCGUAUAACGUCGGAACUAGAUGAGAUAGAAUAGAGCAUUAAACGGCCAACCGGCUUAUUUUUUCAUGCUCUUUCAGAUGAAGCAAUAAAAAUUUUGGUUGCCAAUGUCCUUUAACUGUAAUUUCGUUUUAAUAUGUCACGUGUCCGGUAGAGUUAGUGUUAGAUUAGUGUUUCACAAUAUCUUAACGCAAAACAGACGGUUUUGUGGUUAUAAAGUUCCAGUACUAUCCGCUAAAUCUCAAUGAUAUUCUAUACUAGUACUGUAGAAAAAACCCAAAGUGUCUUGUAGGACGUCUUUUUCUUUUGUAUUUGCUUCAUGAACUAUUAAUAAUUAUAUAAUACCCUUAAGAAUUCAUGCGAUUUCAUUGGUUGAGAGCCAUGAUCUAUUAGAGGACAGACGCACGGAAUGACACGCGCUGAAUCGGCUAUCGCUCAAAUUCGACGAGAGUCAGUGAAAUAACUGUUUUAUUAUAUACACUGUUUUAUUAUAUACACAAGGUCUGAUUUCACAGACUUUGCUUUUUGGAUAUUUUCAAAUAUUUUUCUAUUUUGUUUAUGUUUUUAUCUUCGCUCUUUCGGCCGAUUAUUUUUUCAAAAAUAUAUAUAGUUUUUAAUCAUUAUAAAUUUAUAAACAAUUUGUGGGAGUUUUUUCAUUGUGUUUUUAAUCCUGUAAAUGCUAUAAAAAGCGAACAACUUGCCGUUUUCUCGUUUGCAAAACGUCAUUGCCACCAUUUUGUUUUUCUCUACUAGCAGCUAGGAUAUGAGCUAAUAUCCUGCUAGUAAAGAACCAAUCAGAUUGCAGAAUACCUCAUAUCCAGACCUUGUGUAUAUGAUAAAGAGUCUUAUUUGCUAAUACUGCGAUUUGUUCCAUUUUCGUAGUCUUCGUCCGCCUACCUACUGUGUUAUACAAGGCGAGGCGCUAAUACAAGACAAGAUGAUCUGGGCGAUGAGCAAAGAAUGGAAUACGAUGAUGAAUCACCAUCUUCAGCACAUGAAUCAACUAUCGCGGGCACAGAAGAUGUAAACGAUAUGGUGUGA